Messenger RNA from Spirometra erinaceieuropaei, 7374 nucleotides. The record is from the annotation of a GenBank genome assembly. NCBI's taxonomy places the organism in Eukaryota, Metazoa, Platyhelminthes, Cestoda, Diphyllobothriidea, Diphyllobothriidae.
AUGUUGGUUGGACCGCGACACGUUGAUUUCCUAAGAUGCCUGCCGUAUUACUUCAAGGCGAAGUGUGGAUUUGCCAAGACCACUCACUAUUCCAUUAAACCACGUUCAAGGGAUCCACGAUGGAGGGACAUUGACCUGACCAGGCAUCAAGAGGUCGCCGAUGUUGUCAUCGUCGGCGGUGGGCCCGCUGGUUUUGCCGCCGCUUGUAGACUAAAACAGAUGGCUAACUUGGACAACCGCCCAGACUUCCGUGUUGUCAUACUAGAAAAGGCUGCAUAUAUUGGUUUUUCAGUGUAAAUCUUUACAAACCUGUAGGUGGACACAUAAUGUCAGGUGCAUGCAUUGAGCCAAAGGCCCUCGAAGAGAUCUUCCCGAACUGGAGGGAGUUAAAAGUACCCAAACCUUCCACAUGCAUUUUAGGCCCCACUUAACACGCCAGUAUUAUCAGACUCCUUUUACUUCUUGACAGAAAAGCACCGAUUUCCCAUUCCUCUUAUUCCAGGUUAAUUGACUACUCGUUGAUCUAAAUUUUAGGUCUCCCCAUGCGAAAUGAAGGCAAUUUUAUCGUUCGCUUGGGACAUCUUGUUGCCUGGAUGGGGCAGCAGGCUGAAGAUCUGGGUGUUGAAGUCUACCCUGGCACAGCUGCAUCUGAGGUUGUUUAAUUGUCAAAAAUUGACGUUAUUCUAGGUACUGUUUGGCAAAGAGGGCCAAGUUAUCGGCGUGGCAACAAACGACGUUGGUAUAAAUAAGGACGGGUCACCGAAAGACACCUUUGAGCGUGGCAUGGAGAUUUUGGCUACACAGACGAUUUUUGCAGAGGGCUGCCACGGACAUUUAACUAAACAGGUACGCUUCCUACCAUUAAAAUAAGCAUAUUAUGUUAGAAGAUAACCGCCUACCUUUGAUAUUGCCCAGAUUGUGUUUGUAAGAGCGAACCAGGUCAUUUCCUAUAGUUAACUGAUUUAAAUUCUUUGGACAUUUUCGUCAUUUUGCGCACAACCUUUACUCAUCUAUGGUGCGCGGACGCAUCUCAACGUUUUCAAGAUGGAGACAGGAGCUCUGUAAAAAGAACUUUAUUAUCCUGGCGUUUCGGAUUCUCACUCAAACCCAUCAUAAUAGACAGAGUCAGUUAAGGGUAGUGUAUUGCCCAGGUGUUGCAGUAGUUGCUAGGCAGAUACAUGACUAUCACAGUUGACAGCUCCCGAGUGCAUCACGGUUCGACUGGCCAAGUGUUAAAGUAUGCAGUUGCUAUGCUCCUGUGUGCCUGCCAGCUGUGAUAGGCACGUAGCGGUCUAGCAACCGCAUCCUUUAAAUAAUGUAACACCUGAGCAAUCCACUACCCUUACCUGACUGUGUCUCAGACGAUGGAUUCAAGUGAGAAUCCGAAACAUCAGACUACUAAAGCUUUUGUUCCAGCGAUCAUGUCUCCUUCACCACAACUUUCCGGGACUCGCCUAUUCACCUCUACUGGCAAAUCGAAACGUUAUUAGUUGAGUCAUCUCCGCCUUCAUCACAAUCUGCAGUUUGCACUUUAUUUGCAAGAUAGACAAGAUAGCUAACCUUUUCUAGGACCGCGGCAUUUCGAUUUAAAAGUCGUUACACAGUCUUUCGGCCAUUUCGACAUAUUUUUCGUGACAUUCACUCUGCAGAUGAUCAAGAAGUUCAGUUUGCGAGAAGACACGAAGCCCCAAACGUAUGGCAUCGGAUUCAAGGAGUUGUGGGAAAUCAAGAAAUCAGGAUGGAGUCCAGGUCAUGUUGAACAUGGUAUCGGGUGGCCGAUGGUGAGUUUUGGUUUUUGUUUUUCUGUUCUGCACCCAAAACACCGUACGUCGGCUAAAUGUUUGAGCACAUUGAGCGCCAUACCUUUGGAAGACCCCAUUUUACUCAUUUGUCAUUAAAAGUGUCUGUCGAGACAUUGAGUCUAGGCUAACUCUUAUGAUGCACUUUUCCCAAGAGCGGAAGACCAUCGUGCCUUCGUAUAAUGUAUUUCCGCAUGCUUAUCUUUUUAAAUUUUUUGCAGUUUGGUUCCUCACGGACGCCCCUAAUUUUCUAACGAUAGUCCCCUAAACAAUGAACGAGGCCUUUCCGGCAGUAAAACAGACAUAAUGAGCUUCUAUCGUUGGCACAUUAGUGCAGCAGGACUUGAAAGUAUUCGAUCUUUAGACUCCCUGAUGAUAGAUUGCACCUGCUGGUGCGCACUCGGUGCCAUUUCAGUAGCUGAUAAAACUUCAUUAUACUUGCCCAGGUAUUUCAACAUUUGCCCGUUAAUUUUACCCACUUUCAGUCUAAUGGCAACUAUGGCGGCUAUUUCAUCUACCAUUACGCUGGCGAAAGUCCGCUUAUAUCGUUUGGAUUUGUAGUAAGUCAUAUUUUUCUCCCAACAGGGAUGUUUGUUAGUGUUUCUUUUGGCACUGGUUAUGCGUUUCCAAGUAGUCAGUUUUUUGAUCGGAGACGCGGGAAUUUCAUUAUACUUGGGUGUUUAUACAGUAAACGAAAAAUCGUGGAUGGGGUUAGUCAUGCCUGUUUUUUCUGAGCUGUCUGCUGUUGCGUACUAGGCUAUAAAAAUACUAUCUAUUGCCCUUUUGCAAGGGAGCUGAAGUGGCUUGUACCUACUAGAGUAGUUUUUUCUUUUAGGCUAUUUCCUAUGAUUCCAGUGUACACCGACUCUCCGUACUAUGAUUCCUCUAAAGGAGUAGUUUGGUAAUUUGAGCACCAUUGUUACGUGAUAUGACUGAUUUCUAAAACUUCAACGAUCGGCCUUACCGUAACAAGUAAAGUUAAAUUAAACCGCUUCUCACACAGGAUUCGUCACAGUGGAGUUAGCACACCGUGCGACUUUACUAGUUUCACGCAUGUUAUGACCUGUCCACCUGAUCUAUUUUUCCCAUAUAUAGCCUGAAUGAGCUUCCAUUAGUCUGGUGGGUGCUCUUUGGCUGACGUAGGUGAAUGUUUCAAUCUGCAAGUGCUAACCCGUUGAUCAAUAUGUCCUCAGUUCUUUAACGCCCGCUAGCACAAAUAGUUACUGUUAUAAUAGCACCAACCAUAUCUCCACGGUUGGAUGCUCCUUGACGACAUAGCUUUCUUGGGUGCCAAGACAUUUCCGUGCCUUCGAAUGCUGCCCCCUCAAUGUACGGUUCUUUCUCGAUCAGUGAACCUUGUGACAAAUUGUUUUGGGAUUGGUAGAGGACGCUUGGGUGUUCUACACUGCAGGGUUGGGUGUGACUGGCUGAUGACGGCCAAUAAGCCAGAAAUGGCCAUUCCAGUCCCCCUUGCCUUUCUCGAUAAUAACAUUCUGUUUUGGGAUUCUCUACCAGUAGGGAUUGGGCUUAUAAAGCCACACGACGACUUACCGUGUUGUUAAUUUUUCUUUGCGUCAGCUUCUUAGCCUGCUAGUGAAAUUGAAUGCUGUGAAUGUCACUUCUUCGAUUGCUAGCCUCUACAUUUUUCACCUCGUCUUUUCGAGGACAUUUAAACUGAUUCUUUAUCUUUAGACUUCCACGGAUGCUUCUAAAUGUUUUAGAUGGGUCUCGAUUAUGAGAAUCCUUAUCAGAACCCUUACAAGGAAUUCCAACGCUUAAAACAGCAUCCGCACUUUGACAGACUCCUGGAUGGCGGAACCCGAGUGGCCUACGGUGCGCGAGCACUGGCUGAGGGUGGCUACCAAUCGAUACCCAAGCUGACUAUGCCAGGCGGCCUGCUGAUCGGUUGUACCGCCGGUUUUCUCAAUGUGCCCAAAAUUAAGGGUGUGCACAAUGCCUUACGCUCUGGGCGAAUAGCAGCGGAGUCCGUGUAUAAGCACAUCAGCGAAGUUGAUACCUCCAAUAAGUCCCUAGGUACUCCCUCCUGGGGUUUAUUAUGUGCCACGUCCCUUUGGACCUAUGACAGUUUAAUCAUUCUCAUAAGAACUGCUUGUCUGUCGAAAAGGUCCCUGACCUCGAAUCAUGUCGGACCGAAUCAACCUCGUCAUUCAGUUAGUGGGUGGCUUUAUCACUGCCAAAUUUGUUUGUGAGUUUAAAUUUAAAACAUAACCGAAGUGUAUACCCACCGAGAGGAAUUAACAACUACUCGAUUUUUACCCGAAAGUGAUAACGACAGAAUCAUACUGCGUCGUCACCUGGGAAUGUCGCAUCCCUCCCUUCCCAAUCAGUAAACCUCUUCAAAUGGCGUCUCUCGCAGGCGGUUAACGCUUUUGCGUAGUCUUGUUCAGCAAAUGCUCGCACACCUGUUUAAAAUCUUCGGCCUCUGUGACUUAACGGUCUCGUAGUUGAAUGUGAUGAGCGAAUGUGAUGGAAGCCGUUACGCAACACUGCAUAUAUUAGCCAAACGCCGUGCGUUGUAAUGUCGCAGGUCAUUGCUUGUGCGGCCCUGCUAUACUGACCGUGUGUACAGUUUUUUUCUGCUAAAUAUCGCACCGAGCCUUCGUUUGGGACAAUGUAAGACCAACAGGCGCCACCCAACCGAUUGGGCUGAUUUUUGUAGCUGUUUAGCCACCUAUGAUCGUGGCCCGAAGACUUAAGUCCAUCCCUUUGCUGUGACCACUGAUGAAGGAGAGUUCGCUUUUGCAUUUCUAUCCGUCCAGCACUGGUUUCUUGGCGACAUCAAUGGCCAGUGAAAAAGGGGAAGACACCUCUGAUCAAACCCGGCUAUUGUACUGGGCCGUGCAAUCCGGUGUUUGGUAGUUGAGUCUUAGUUAGGCGAUAAUACCAGUCAGAGUCCUGAUGACACUAAAUCCUCUAAACUUUCGACUAUGCUUACCUAUAUUUGGCGUUAAUACAUACAAGUACACAAAGGAUGAUAAUGCAUGGGAUUAACAUGUCUUCUGACUCCUUCCGGUCGGGUUCAAUUUGAGUAAAAAUGACAUUGUUAGUCCAGUUUCGUGCUGUCCGUGGGACGUGCCUUGACUGAUUUAGAGCACGGAAAUAGACCCUUCAGUUGGCCGUAAUAUGCAAGACUUUUGGUAGUAUGUUCGAGCGUAAUUCAGUACUGCUGAUAACCACGUUGUGUUGAGAUCCCUGCAAACCUUGUCUGUGCGACUACAGUAUUUAUUUCUUUUUGAGUUUACCCGUACAGUUUUAGUGAACUUGUCAUUUAAACCUAUUGUUUGACGUCCUUUACUUUCCCAGAGGUCGUGUCCUACCCCGUUGCCCUAAAGCAUUCACCCGUUUGGAAAGAGCUGUACAGUGUUCGCAACAUACGCCCCAGUGUGGAUGCCCUAGGGCUUGGCAUGUUUGGUUGCGUACUCUACACUGGCCUGAUUUGGUACCUCCUGCGCGGCAAAGAACCCUGGACCUUUAAGUUCAAAGGUAGAUCUCAACAUAUUAACCAACCUUUUCAGGACGAUUUUUUGCAAAUACAGCCCUCUUUUGUGGGUUUUUCGUGUACGCAGAAUAGUGAUUUAGGCACAGAUGCGGUAGUAUUUAGAUCCUAGUAGAUCUACUUCUUACCAGAUAUCCACCCGUUACCCUUCUUCACUCGCUCUAAACCCUUGCUUUGUUGUUUUUGUUGAAAAGAGCACUGUCACUCAUAGCUCUGCAUACACUCGGAAAGUCUAACCGGACCGGGCUGCCCGCGCCUCGGAUUAUUAAAAAAAUCGGUUAAGCUUUGACCUCGCGGGCGAUUGUUGCGUGGAACGGCCGGAUAAAGGGAUAUUUACCAAUAGCUACUUGGGUAUGGAAACAUGCACCUCUUCAACACAGCAGUCUGAUUUUCCAGAAUUACGCCGGACGGAGAGCCGAACCUUGCUGGAUGGGGGGAAGCAUUUGCCAUGUUGUAAUACCGUCAUGACUUGUAACUCUUUUGUGGGAUACCGAUUCACCGCGUCGGGACACGGAUUCUCUUAAAGGCCUUGGUACUGUAUGACCCCUUACUGUUUAGUCGCAAGACCCGAGAACCUGCCUAUUUCACACUUAAAGUCCUCUGAAGGUCUUUCCAAUUUCUGCCCCGUGUAAACUUGCCCAAUGGCAUACAGCCCGGGGUGGCAAAGAAGCCGCAUCUUUUCGGGGUCAGUCUAGUUCCGUUGACGGAAACCUUUACCUGGUAUUGAUAGGACUCAUUUAAACCAUUUAGUUGAGUACUCGGCUUCUCUGCUUGCCUCUUUAUUUGCACUAUUUACACGUUCCCAGCAAUCUGCACAUUUCAAUUUUGUAAUGCAGUUUGUGCAUUUGCUAUUUCAGAACCGGACUCUAGUCGUCUGAAGCCGGCGAAGGAGUGCAAGCGUAUUGUCUACCCGAAUCCAGACGGCAAAAGAAGUUUCGACCUCCUUACCUCCGUGGCACUCACUGGUACCAGUCACGAUGCCAAUGAACCUCCCCAUCUCACGCUCUACGAUGACACCAUACCGGAAACUGUCAACCUGCCAGUCUAUGAUGGACCUGAACAACGCUUUUGCCCUGCAGGUGCCUCCAGACGGAAGUUUAUUGACAUCCACUGUGAUUUCUUGUUGUUGGGAUCUUACUUGUCAAGUUUGGGAUGUUGUGCCGUGGUGCUCUGGAACCCUUGUUGUUCUAUUUAAAUCCUAGGGACGCCCCCUUUCGUAAUUGUUAGCGGCCAGAGUUUGAAAUCCCCCAACUUUUCCGCGUCCUCAUAAAUGCUUGGAUUGGCUUCCCGUCCAAGGAAAAUCGGUAUUUCGCCGAUAGAAUGAAAACUUUCAUACCGACAGGCGAUUAUUUACUGCUCCUGUGGCCUUUAGCAGCCUUGGGCUGUCCGCAGCAUAGGGGAUCAGUUUGUUCCGAAAAUUUCCGAAAAUUGCAUCAUGAAGCUGAGGCUGUUUAGCUCAUAGACUUACCAAAGAAUCAUCGAACAAGCAUUGGGAUUUGAGCCAGAUGGACUUAAUGCAGGUCAGGAAAAUGUGAAAUCUGGGACAAUCGGUAACUAUGGUAUGGCGUGUUUUCUCAGUCCUAGACUUAGUAAGAAUAACUUCGUUAUGUGUCAGACAAAUAGCCAUCUUGGGGAUUUAGAUGUAUGAUGCAACCAGAUCUGCCUGGUUUUAAUAAAAAAAUUUCAGUCUGAGCGCACUUAGACUGUUGGGAAUGUUACCCUCGGUCCAUACUCUGGUGGACUAGCUGUAAAAUAGGAGUGUAUACGCCUUUGCCAAUCUGUCCCACCGUUAACUUAAGCAACAGUCCAUCUUGGUAUUCUAACUCCAACGAAUUUAGCUCAUAAAUAGCGCUUUGUAUGUCCGUUGGUGACUGUUCUGAACUAUUCUCUAACAUUUCAGGUGUUUAUGAAUACGUAAACAUCGACGGUAAGUCAACCCUGCAGAUCAAUGCUCAGAAUUGUAUUCAUUGCAAAACCUGUGACAUCAAGGAUGUAUCACAGAACAUAAACUGGGUCAACCCACAAGGUGGCGAAGGUCCCUCCUACGACGGCAUGUAA